GUCUUCCCCCUGUUCUCACUCUGCCCUGCAAUAUCCAAGCCUUCUUCCUCUUCCUUUCUAUUUUUACUCCUCAAAGAGAAAGCAAAGGGAUAGAGAGCUUGGAUUCAUUCAAGUUUGUCGGGAAGAUGUCGCUCCUCACGGAUCUCCUCAACCUGGACCUCUCCGACUGCACCGAGAAAAUCAUCGCCGAAUACAUAUGGGUUGGAGGAUCGGGCAUGGACCUGAGGAGCAAAGCAAGGACUCUCGGGGGCCCCGUUAAUGACCCUUCGAAGCUUCCCAAGUGGAACUACGAUGGUUCCAGCACGAAUCAAGCUCCGGGAGAAGACAGCGAAGUGAUCCUAUACCCUCAGGCCAUCUUCAGGGAUCCUUUCAGGAGGGGCAAUAACAUCCUCGUCAUGUGCGACACCUACACUCCUGCAGGAGAGCCAAUCCCCACAAACAAGAGAUGCGCAGCCGCAAAAAUUUUCAACCAUCCCGAUGUUCUCGCCGAAGAGACCUGGUAUGGGAUCGAGCAAGAGUAUACCUUGUUGCAGAAAGAUGUGAAGUGGCCGCUUGGCUGGCCUCUUGGUGGCUAUCCUGGUCCGCAGGGACCUUACUACUGUGGUGUCGGAGUCGACAAGGCUUUUGGGCGAGACAUAGUCGAUUCCCAUUACAAGGCUUGCUUGUACGCAGGCAUCAACAUUAGCGGCAUCAAUGGUGAAGUGAUGCCCGGACAGUGGGAAUUUCAAGUUGGUCCAGCCGUGGGCAUCUCAGCAGGAGAUGAGUUGUGGGUUGCUCGUUAUCUUUUGGAGAGGAUUACAGAGAUUGCUGGAGUUGUCCUCUCCUUCGAUCCCAAGCCGAUCCAGGGUGAUUGGAAUGGAGCCGGUGCUCACACGAACUACAGUACGAAGUCGAUGAGGAAGGAAGGUGGUUAUGAGGUAAUCAAGAAGGCAAUUGAGAAGCUUGGGCUGAGGCACAAGGAACACAUUGCUGCUUAUGGGGAAGGCAAUGAACGCCGCCUCACGGGACGCCACGAGACUGCAGAUAUUAAUACUUUCAAAUGGGGUGUUGCAAACCGUGGAGCAUCUAUUCGAGUCGGAAGAGACACUGAGAAAGAGGGAAAAGGCUACUUCGAGGACAGGAGGCCUGCCUCGAACAUGGACCCAUAUGUGGUCACCUCGAUGAUCGCUGAGACUACAAUUCUAUGGAAACCUUGAGCUCCUUGUCUGCUGUCACGACUCGGACAAAGGGGGAAAAAGAUCAAAAACAGGAAGGGGGGAAAAAAAAAGUGUGGCCUUUCUUUAUAUGGUUUGUUCGAUGUUUUAAUACUAGAUCACAGGAAUUUUUCUGGUCAUUUUUAAGGUAUUUACUUGAGGCAGCAUCGUGGCUUCCUUGGGGGGUAAUUCGAGUCGGCCUGUUUUUCUCCGAAUAAAUGGUGUAACCGAAGUGGAAAAUAACAGUUGGAAGAAGGCUGCUAUUGUUUGGAUAUGCA
Messenger RNA from Punica granatum (pomegranate), 1471 nucleotides. Lineage: Eukaryota; Viridiplantae; Streptophyta; Magnoliopsida; Myrtales; Lythraceae. The record is from RefSeq and is a predicted model, not a curated record.